AUGUUUAAGUAUCGGAUCCGGAUGUUUUUCAAUGAAGUCAAAGUGUUGUUACUGAUGCGCUCUGGAUCAAGCAGGAGGACUGACACGGGUACAGACCCGGACACACAGACCAGGAUGCGAGGUCUCGCUAUAGGAGGCUGUGGCUGGCCGCCGUUGAACUGCUCUCACCGGGACGACGAAGAGGAAUAUUAUGGCUCUGACCCCCGGCCACGCAGCCUGGCGUUUGAGGAUGAAGGAGCCAAACCCCAGGGAGGAGGCCUGGAUGCUGCUUCCCUCCCCAGUCUCUCAGAGAGCGGGAUGCGAUCGCCGCAGUGCCGGAUCUGCUUCCAGGGACCAGAGAAGGGGGAGCUGUUGAGCCCCUGUCGCUGUGAUGGCUCUGUGCGCUGUACUCACCAGUCCUGCCUUAUCCGCUGGAUCAGUGAGAGAGGCUCCUGGAGUUGUGAACUCUGCUACUUCAAGUACCAGGUCCUGGCAAUCAGCACCAAAAACCCACUGCAGUGGCAGUCCAUCUCUCUGACUGUGAUUGAGAAGGUGCAGAUUGCAGCCAUUAUCCUGGGCUCUUUGUUCCUCAUCGCCAGUAUCUCUUGGUUGGUGUGGUCCUCUCUCAGCCCCUCAGCUAAAUGGCAGCGGCAGGACCUUCUCUUUCAGAUAUGCUACGGCAUGUACGGCUUCAUGGACAUAGUUUGUAUAGGCCUUAUAAUCCAUGAAGGAUCAUCUGUUUACCGGAUCUUUAAGCGCUGGCAGGCUGUGAACCAGCAGUGGAAAGUGCUGAAUUACGAGAAAGCAAAUGACUUAGGUGACACCAUCAGUUCCAGCAGUAAAGGCGCUGGUCGUGUUGAGAGGAACUCUUCUCACACUGUUACAGACAGCGGACGGAGGGCGAGUCGGCAUGUUAGGACUAUUCUCCACCACCACUGUGGCUAUGCUAUUUUGCACAUCCUUAGCCAGUUAAGACCCAACAACAGGCACAGUGCCAACCAUGAGGUGGUCAUGAGGGUGACCACUGUAUGA
This is a messenger RNA of Toxotes jaculatrix (banded archerfish), 1011 nucleotides long. Its product is annotated as E3 ubiquitin-protein ligase MARCHF9-like. Gene Ontology annotation, molecular function: ubiquitin-protein transferase activity; zinc ion binding. Gene Ontology annotation, biological process: protein ubiquitination. The record is from RefSeq and is a predicted model, not a curated record. The transcript has 4 exons. Lineage: Eukaryota; Metazoa; Chordata; Actinopteri; Toxotidae. The coding region runs from base 1 to 1011 and encodes 336 amino acids.